This is a messenger RNA of Hemibagrus wyckioides, 2440 nucleotides long. RefSeq names its product peroxisomal biogenesis factor 26 (gene pex26). The coding region runs from base 126 to 1040 and encodes 304 amino acids. Gene Ontology annotation, cellular component: peroxisome; peroxisomal membrane. Lineage: Eukaryota; Metazoa; Chordata; Actinopteri; Siluriformes; Bagridae. The transcript is spliced from 5 exons. The record is from RefSeq and is a predicted model, not a curated record. Gene Ontology annotation, biological process: protein import into peroxisome membrane; protein import into peroxisome matrix. Gene Ontology annotation, molecular function: ATPase binding; protein-containing complex binding.
AGCAGUGGUUGAGGAUUGAGCCCACGCUGCACUCGAUAGUAAACACACAGGACACGUUGUAGCAGUGACGGUUUUAUUAUACAUUUCCUGUCCCAUAAACGAUGAUAUUUAGGAAUUAAUCCGCUAUGCAGAGCUGUGCUCCAGCUUCAGUUUCAGCUCGCCUCGGGAGUUUAUCUCCUCCCCUGUGUUUAUCUCUGACACACGGCUCAGGACUGGUGGACGCCGCCAUUGAGCACGUCAUCAUCCGGAAUGAUUUUCACGCCGCUUUUGAGGCUUGUGAAAAAGGACUGGAGAGUUUAUCUCAUGCUGAUGAGCAAGAACUCAACUGUUCCAGGCACGGAGAGCUGAAAGCAGCGCUCUGCAUCGUUGGAAUUCAAGCCCUGGCUGAGUUAAACCAGUGGCAUGACGUGCUGAAAUGGGUUUUGCAGCAUUAUGGUGAAACAGAGCAAAUUCCUGCAAAGAUCAUGCAGAUGUGCAUUCUUCUUUACACCAAAGUGUCAGAGCAGGCAGCGGUGCAGGAGGCGGUGAGAACAUGGCUGCUUUGCGACUCGAAUACGAGUUUGUCAGGUUACAGCAGCGUGGCAGAGCUCUACAUCCUGCACGUCCUUCUGCCGCUGGGCCAAACCUCCGAGGCCAAGGAGCUGCUGAUGGAUGCUGUAGGACAAGUCGCCUUUACAGAUGCUCAGAGACAAACUGCACUGACGAUUCUUGAGAAUCAUGAUGCUAAAAAGACAAAAGACUCAUACACAAACCCUGAACCCCUCCCUGUGGACACAAAGAAAAUGAUAUCUCAAGGGUCAGUGGUGCGGAAGCUGAAUGCAGUUAUGAGGCUGUUGUACAGAGGACUCUCUUUGGCAGGUGUCACUGCCUGGUCACGCUUUAUUCACAGAACUGCUGUGCUUUUAUUCCUGCUGUACCUGCUGCUCAUACGGAUGGACCCAGCUUUGCCUUCAGCUUAUCCCUGGAUCCUCCGGCUGUAUGGACUCUGGCAGCAGAUGUGGAAUGCCAUGUUUGGACCAUACUACAGGUCUUCUUCCUGAAAAAUCCAUUUUUGCACAAUAAGCUGCAGAAAAACCAGAAAUGAAGAUGAAAACACUGCAACCAUUUGAUUGUAAUUAACACAAUUAGGAUUUAUGUGCUUGUACAGAAAGGCUCAUUAGCCACUUUACACUUUUUAAUGAUGGCUGUUCUUGCUGCAAGUGCUUGUAAAAUAUACCUUUUCUUGUCAAUGCUGUGGUAAGCUCAUGUAUCUUAAGCAUGUCCUUUUCCUGGAAAUCAUGUAGUGCAUCAUCAUAGAAGCUAAUUUAAGUUACAAGAGUGAUCCUUAAGGCCAUUUUACCAGGUAGACUAAACUAAACUAAACUGAAGACUAAUGGUACAAAAGAUCCCAGUACCUUCUUUUUCCUGACGUUUGUUGCUCACAACACUACUGUUCUUGAGAUUUUACCUUAUCAGCAUUUAGGAUGUUGAACAUCUCUUGUUACUUAAUAAACAUGAAGUAAUCUGGAGUUUACAGAUCCUGUAUGUCAGAGGAAGAUAAACUGGGAAGCUGUACUUCUUACACAAGUUUUAGCAAUGUGGGAACUACUGUAUGUCAGGGCACUGCUGAAAUUCCAGUGGAUGUAAAAAGUCUUCACACCCCUAUAUGAUGUAAAUAACCGAAAUUCAAGUAAGUCAAAUAGAAAUGGGUUUUUUGAGGAAAUAAAAGAAAAACUUAUAAUAACCUGCAGUAACCUAUCGUCCACUGUUUCUGUAGGAUUUCUUAGCAUUUUGUUUUCAUAUAACUGCUAAAGCCAAAGCUAAAGCUUUUGUAAAAGAGUUUAUAUAAAGCCUGUAAAAAGGGUACAAAAGAAUAUUUAAACAUUUCCAAGAAUUUCAAUGCACCAUGAAUGACCAUGAAGGCCAUCUUCAACAAUUAGAGAAAAUGGGGCACUACAGUGACAUCACCAAGAACAGGACGUCCCUCUAAAAUUGACGAAAGGUCAUCAGGGAUCAAGCUGCUGAAAACCAGCAGCAACAGUAAGCUGUGCUAUUCUACACGUCUGGGCUUUAGGUCACUUUAACUUUCACUUGGUGACUGGUCAAAUAUCAACAAUAAAAGCUGAGCUAUUGGGUUAUUGGGUUGCUGUAUAACAUCAGUAACGUUAAUAUAGACUGCUGCUCAAGAGUUACUGAUUACGUUAUCCUAUUUAGCUAACUAAUGCAUAAUGACAUAAUUACAGAUGUAUUGACAUACACAAUAAAAUCCUUCAUUGUUGCAAGCUAACAUUAGAUUUCAUAUUAUAAAAGAUUGGCAUUAUGGUUAUCACAGGACGUGCUCACCUCUACAUGUUUUCUUAAAUAUGAUGUUGAAUUCUUGUAAGUAGAAAUUAUAUGUUACUGAAGCAGAGCAGGCAUCCGAGUAUAAAAGACUCUUUGUUCUGUUCUACAAAUAAAUCCU